AUGUCGGAGGAGAGCAUCAACAGCACAGACGGCCCCACGCUGCCGCCGAAAGCGUCCCACCAGCACAACCGACAACAGCAACAACAGCAGCAGGCAGCUACCACAGCAACAGCUACAGCAGCAACACGACAGAAGCAGAGCGACCGCUUUGUGGAGGUCACGCUGGAGCGUGAUCCCAAAGUUGGCUUUGGCUUCUCCAUCUACGGCGGGCAAGUCAUGCCGGGCGCCCUCAUCAUGCUCCCCGUGCGCAUCUGCAAAAUGAAGCCCAACACUCCGGCCAGCCUGAGCGGCAAAAUCAAGAUCGACCACCGCAUUGUCGCCAUCAACGGGACGGACGUGUCCAGCUCCAGCCACGGCGACGUGGUGCGCUUGCUCAAGGCGUCUCCAGAGACACUCGUGCUUCGCCUGCAGGACGACAUUGAGGAGGCGCAGUCCAUCCUCAAGCACCAGCUCAAGGCCACGGGCCUCAGAAACGCAGACCAGGACAAGCGACGGCAGCAGCAGCAACAACAACAACAGCAGCAGCAGCAGCAAAACACCAAGGAGAGCGCUGGCCAAGAAGCGCAGGGCAGCAAGAGUGAAAGCGGUGGGAAGGCAAACAACGAGGCUGCACAACAGCAGGCGUCUGUGCUCAAACCCGGCGCACAGGCGUAUCUGCCGGGCAAGACACAGGAUGCCACGGACGCAUCGUCGUCGGCAGCGCAGGCGGUGAACGAAACCGUCCGCAUCAUGUACAACUUCAACGGGUCAGACCCCUCUGAGCUGACGUUGCAGCGCGCAGACCUCGUGCACGUGAGCAUCCGGCGCAGUGACGGGUGGUGUCUUGGCCGCUGCUUCCGGACAGGGCAGCAGGGGCUGUUCCCAGGUAACUUUGCAUCGAAGGUGCGCCUGAAGCCCAUGCAGCAGCAGGCGGAGAGCAUAUACGCGGAGAUCCAGCACGUGGCGGGCGACUCUGCAGAGAACAUCUACGAGGAGCUUGGCCAGGAGCGCGCCGGCAGCAACAAGGACAGCAGACCGCGCACACCAACAUACCAGCACCUGCCACCCCAGCAGCAGCAGCAACAGCAGCAGCAGCAGCAGUCAUCUGGGAAGCAGGAGGAGGACCCAUACGGGCAACCAUACCCGACAGCACAACAGCAGCAGCAGCAGCAGGGGCAACAAGAGGAGAUCUACCAGCCCAUGCGUGAGCAGGUGGUGCGUCGCACGCAGGACGCCAUUGAGCUUGCAAACGGCGACAUUUACGCGGUAGUGGCAAAACCGCCUGUCCGGCGGCCAUACGAGGAGGAGGCGGUGUACUCCACGGCCGGCCACGUGGACGAAGCGGGGCCGCAGUAUGUGUAUGACGAUGAUGACGACAGCAUGCUGUAUGCCAAGCUGGAUGACGUGGACGGCGAUGGCGCCCCGCCCCCAGUCCCAUCUCGAAAGUACGACGCCACGCUGCUGCCGGCACUACAGCAGACGCGAGCGGACAGCAUCUACGAGUCUCUGUAUGACAGCGUCGACGACAGGAGUGUCGCUUACGUCUCAACAUCAGACAUGGGCACUGUGGACGACACGUACGCCAGCCUGCCCUCGUCCCUGCUCUACGCUGCGCUGCCCAUGGUCCCACCGGCGGUUGAGGAGGAUGUGAGCGAGCGCAACCCGGACCAGAACAUGGCGCCCGCCGUUGAUCUUGCAUCCCAUCCGUCGCAGCAGCACCAACACAGCAGCCAGCAGCAGCAGGGGCAGCAGGAAGGCGCAAACGGAAGGGAAGGCGCAGGCAGCGACAGCCACAAUGGUACUGGUGAUGGUGGUGCUGUGAAUGGAACAUCACCUGCCUCGGCACCAUCAUCGUCGUCGUCACUGCCAUCACCAUCAUCGCCGCUGGAGGGAGGGACGGAUGGUGGCGUUGUGCGCAAACUCACGCGCAAGGAGAAGAGGGAGCAGAAGAAGAAGGAGAAGGAGCAGAAGAAGAAGGAGGCGGAGGAGAGGAAAGAGAAGAAGAGGAGGGACAAGGAGCAGAAGAAGAGGGAGAAGAAGCAGAAGAAGGAAGCAGAGGAGAAGAGGAAGAAGGACGACAAGGAACAGAAGAAGCUUGAGAAGCAGCGCAGCAAGCAGGAGGUGCGGCCGCGAUCGGGCUCGCGUCGGUUCACAUUCCGCCGCUCAAAGGGAACGCAGCAGCAGGAGACGGAGAAGGAGUUGAAGGAGAAGGAUGAGGUGGAGGGGAAGGGGAAGGGGGUGGACAGAGGAAAGGAAGACGUUGGUGAUGGUGGUUUGAAGGGUGCUGAUGAGGGAACACCGGCUGUGGAGGUUGGCGGCGUUGAACAGCAAGACACCACAGCAACAGAAACAGCAGCGGCAGCAGCAGGAGCCAGCGAGUAG
Messenger RNA from Salpingoeca rosetta, 2361 nucleotides. RefSeq lists its product as uncharacterized. The transcript has 4 exons. The record is from RefSeq and is a predicted model, not a curated record. NCBI's taxonomy places the organism in Eukaryota, Choanoflagellata, Craspedida, Salpingoecidae. Gene Ontology annotation, molecular function: protein binding. The coding region runs from base 1 to 2361 and encodes 786 amino acids. Gene Ontology annotation, cellular component: cytoplasm. Gene Ontology annotation, biological process: signal transduction.